UAAUACAAGCUCAGUGGUGCAAUCACCCAAACCCAGCAAACCAAAAUGCUGCUACGCAAAUGCAAAUACCACUCCUCCUCCAUCACAACACCAUCUUCCCCACGCAACGCCUAUCUCGCCGACAAAGCCAUAACCUACCUCCGGCGACACCCUCAACAACUCCCUUCCUUACUCCCAGAAUUCAACCCAGAAUCCGCUUGCUUCGUCCUCCUCAAAACCCAGUUCGAUCAACCCCUAACCCUCCAAUUCCUCAAUUGGGCGCGCACUUCCUCGAACCCCACUUUCCUAGACCCCAAAUCCAAAUGCUACGCCCUCCACAUUCUCACCAAAUUCCGCCUCUUCAAAACCGCGCAAUCUCUCGCUGAAGAACUUGCUCGCGAAGUUUCCCUUAUUGAUUCAAAUGGUGGGUUAGUGUUUGAUUUUCUGAAAAACUCUUAUCAAUCUUUUAAUUCGAAUUCGUCUGAUGUUUUUGAUUUGAUGGUUAAGUCUUAUGCUUCGCUUAAUAUGGUAGAUAAAGCUAUUAAUACUCUUAAUUUUGCUAAAACUGAGGGUUUUAUGCCUGGGGUUUUGUCGUAUAAUUCGAUUCUUCAUGCUAUUCUUCGGAAUUUGCCGCCGUCUUCGUCGUCGUUGUCGUUAGCUAUGGAGCUGUUUGAUGAUAUGAACAAAUUAAGUGUGUCUCCUAAUGUGUUUACUUAUAAUAUUUUGAUGAGGGGUUUUUCUGGGGCUGCUCAUUUGCCUAAGGCUUUGAAGUUUUUCUCUGAUAUGCAGAAAACUGGGUGUUUGCCUAAUAUUGUGUCUUAUAAUACUCUAAUUGAUGCUCAUUUUAAGCUUAAGAAGGCGGACGAUGCAAUUAGCUUGUUUCGUUCGCUUCAGUCGAACCGUUUGCAGCCUAAUUUGAUUACUUAUAAUAUUAUGAUUAAUGGGUUGUGUUGUGAGGGGAAGAUGAAGGAAGCUUCUGAGGUUUUUCAUCAUAUGUACCGCCAGAGGCUUAUACCCGAUGAGGUGACUUAUAACACACUUGUUAAUGGGUAUUGUAAAGAUGGUAACUUUCACCAGGCACUCCUUUUGCAUUCUGAUAUGCUUAAAAAUGGUUUAUCUCCCAAUGUUGUUACCUAUACUUCUCUUAUUAAUAGCAUGUGCAAGGCGGGUAAUAUGAAUCGAGCAAUGGAAUUCUUGGAGCAGAUGUGCUCUAGAGGGCUCAGACCCAAUGGAAAAACAUAUACUACUUUGAUUGAUGGAUUUUCCCAGCAAGGUCUGCUGAAUGAAGCCUAUAAUUUAUUGAAUGAGAUGACUGCCGGUGGAUUUGAACCGUCUAUUGUGACCUACAAUGCUCUUCUCAAUGGGCAUUGCAUUUUGGGUAGGAUGGAGGAGGCCAUUAGUGUGGUUCAGGAUAUGAUGGAGAGAGGUUUGGUACCCGAUGUUGUGAGUUAUAGUACACUUAUAUCUGGAUUUUGCAAAAAUCAAGACGUGGACCGUGCCUUUGAGAUGAAAAAUGAGAUGGUUGGGAGGGGGAUUUUGCCGGAUGCUAUUACGUAUUCGUCACUUAUCAAAGGACUUUGUGAGCAAAAUCGGCUUGCUGAAGCCUCUGUUCUUUUCAAUGAUAUGCUAAAUGCAGGCUUGCCUCCUGAUGAAUUUACCUAUACUACACUGAUAAAUGCACACUGUAUAGAAGGGAAUAUUCAACAAGCUUUUAAACUUCAUGAUGAGAUGAUACAAAAGGGUCUCCUUCCUGAUGUGGUCACAUAUAGUGUACUUAUCAAUGGUCUUAAUAAACAAGCUCGGACAAAGGAAGCAAAGCAGCUUCUGCUUAAGAUGUUUUAUGAUGAUUCCAUCCCUUCUGGAAUCACCUAUGACACACUGAUAGAGAGCUGUAGUGACAUUGAAUUUAGGAGCAUUGUGGCUCUUUUGAAGGGAUUUUGCAUGAAAGGUUUGAUGAAAGAAGCAGAUAGAGUAUUUGAGUCAAUGCUUCAGAAAGACCAUAAGCCAUCUGAAGCUGUAUAUAAUGUACUCAUACAUGGUCAUUCUAAGUGUGGGAAUCCACACAAAGCGUAUGUCUUGUACAAGGAAAUGAUGAGUUCUGGAUUCAGUCCUCACACUAUAACAGUAAUAGCUUUGAUCAAAGCUCUUUUCAAAGGAGAAAUGAACAAGGAGCUAGAGGAAGUCCUGCACAAUGUAUUGAGAAGCUGUAAGCUUAAUGAUGCAGAGCUUGGAAAGGUUCUUGUUGAGGUUAACCAUAAAGAAGGCAAUAUGGAUGCAGUAUUUAAUGCGCUUACUGAUAUGGCCAAGGAUGGCCUGCUCCCAACAAGUGGGAGAAUUGCUAGUUAUAAGCGAUAAAUAUUUGAGGGUGCCAGUGUUUGAGCUUGCUUGAAAGCCUUCAAUGUACUUCAUAUAGGUUUCUAUGUGGGGCAUGCAGACAUAGCCAUUUGUAUUACAAGCUAGCAAAGGGCAAGGAGGUGAUUUUCGACUUGUAUGAUGAUUUCUUUGUUAUGAACUACAGAAACCUGGUUUUUGUAGUUAAGGAGUUGUCGUCUUCACCUUAAUGAGCUGUUGGUGGUGUGCCAGAUACAGUAUUUGAGUAUUCAAAUUGCUAUUGUUUUUAUCUAGAGUGGCCUAUCAAGGAUCAACCAGGACAACAACAGUGCACGCCUACAACUUUAACUCUUUGGACCUGAUCGCAGCUUCUACCCUCCAAAAUUGCUGAAAAAAAAGGCUUCUUCUGCGACAUGGUUGCAGUUGUAAGGAUUCACUUCCUUGUAUCCUUGUUUAUUGAUGUUCUUAUAGCGCAUUUGGAGUGCUGAGCUGCGCAAUCUAUAUAAAACGAUGCUAACCUGGGUAAUCAAGCUUGCACGUGAACAUAAUGCUUUGGCAUGGUCCUCUGUAUCUUGACGUGGGAGAUUGAAAAGUAGAAAACGCCAGUUGAGAAAAAAAUAGGAUUUAUGCAUGUAUCCGAGAAGAAAUGGCUGCGCUAGAGGUGAGGGUGGCUGAUUGGAAGACAAUGGAAGUAAAAACAAAUUUGCUUGGACCAUAUGAUCAGUGAUGUCAUUUGUGAUCCUACUACGGAGUACAAUGCAGUUAUAGUUCAACUGCAAAUUGUUACAGAACGCUAAUGUCAACAUCACAAUUCACAAGAUCCUACGUAAGUAAUAAUUACUUUUUUUUGUUCCUGGUUAAAAGUUUUUGCUAGAAUAAUCCAUGAUUAGUUGAACAUUCUCAUGACUACAAUCAGAAAUUGUAUUUUCUGUAUCUAAGAAUGGUUGUGCACUAUAUCAUGGUAGACAGUUAGCGCCCCUAGAUCAAGAAUUUGUAUCAUACAUUGGAUUUAAAUUGUGAUACGUGUAACUUCGAACCUAGUUGGGCCUGUCCAAUUCACCCUAUCGGGUCUGGGCCCUUUAGUGGGCCCCCUGUUGAACAUUUCUUAUUGUAUGCCAAGAACACAUUUGACUUGCAUGUAAAUGAAUGAAAUGGUAUCUUUCCUCA
Molecule: messenger RNA, 3477 nt
Organism: Chenopodium quinoa (quinoa)
Lineage: Eukaryota; Viridiplantae; Streptophyta; Magnoliopsida; Caryophyllales; Amaranthaceae
Product: pentatricopeptide repeat-containing protein At5g39710-like
Exons: 2
Coding region: 46-2334 (762 amino acids)
Molecular function (GO): protein binding
Source: RefSeq, a predicted model, not a curated record